Closterium sp. NIES-67 is the source of this 1152-nucleotide messenger RNA. The record is from the annotation of a GenBank genome assembly. NCBI's taxonomy places the organism in Eukaryota, Viridiplantae, Streptophyta, Zygnematophyceae, Desmidiales, Closteriaceae.
CUAGCCCACAGGGUUAGCGUCCUCAGAAGACCCGUUUGCGUGAGCGUGGAGCUUAGGGGUGAGCAAGGGGAUCGGCGCCUAAACUAGAACGCAAGCAAGUCUAGCGCUGCUUUGCUCCUUGUGUGACGAGUAGUUGCACUCAAGGGCACUAUUAACCGAUCUUGUUCUGCUGAAACAUGGCAACCAUCUCGCUUCGUCUCGCUCCAUUCACUGGUGUCGUCAGGGAAGCAUCGGCACUAGUCAAUUCAACCGUCGCUCCGUCGCGUCUAGGUCGUCAGCUUCGUGCUUCACCUCUCACUAGAAACGCGGAGAUUAUUGGGGAUCAGAGGUACUUCAGACGAGAACCUACAGCCGCCGCCCUUGCGUCUCAAGGCGAUGUCUCAACUGAUGGCCUGGAGCUCACUGAAGAAAACGUCGAGAAGGUUCUUGACGAGGUUCGACCGUACCUGAUGGCUGACGGCGGUAAUGUGGAAUUGUACGAUAUCGACGGUCUCGUUGUAAAGCUGCGGCUUCAGGGUGCGUGUGGCUCGUGCCCGAGUUCCACAAUGACCAUGAAGAUGGGGAUUGAACGGAGGCUGAUGGAAAAGAUUCCAGAAAUUGUCUCUGUCGAGCAAAUUACGGACCAGGAGACGGGCCUUCCAUUGGACGAGGAGAAUGUUGAAAAGGUGCUGUCUGAAAUCCGGCCAUAUUUGGUGGGCACGGGUGGUGGCGAGCUGACACUAGUGAAGAUUGACCCUCCUAUUGUGAAGGUCCGGAUUGAUGGGCCUGCAGCAGGGGUGAUGACUGUCCGUGUGGCUGUCACUCAAAAGCUGCGGGAGAAAAUCCCAUCCAUCGCUGCUGUACAGUUGCUUUAAGGAGAUUAUUGUUAUGAUGCAGUAUGGAGUGUACUCAAGGUAUCAGCAGUAUCUUCUGGGUUUUUUCUGAACAUAGCGACCCAUGCUAUUUCCAGCUCCCAAGUUUUCAAAACCGCCCUCGUCUGAUUCACCCUAGCCACCGGUACCGUCUUCCACAUCAUACACUGGACAUGAUCAUCGUUGGUUUAUCUACCCAGACAGUGUUGAGGGGGCCCAUGCUGGUUUAGGAGAGCAGGUUUUAAGAGCUUUUCAUGUUGUGCGCUGAGUUGCACUGAGGAAUGUUCCUCCCUUUUUACCU